AUGUAUGCAAGCUCGAACUUUAAUUUGUUCGAAAACAGGGAUAUGCUUGAAGUAAAUGUAAGUCAAGGCUUUUUUAAGCCUUGAGAAUUAUUUUUAUUUGAAAUUUUUGAAAAGAUUUUCCAUCUAAAAUACAAUGAAAAAGUAAAAUUCCGUCAGCAAAUUAUCACAGAAAUUUUUACCAAUACUUUGAUGAGUCUACAGAUGAUUUCUCUUGCUUGAUACGCUACUAUGGAUAUAUCAGAGUGAGACUAUUAUUAUGGGUUUUGAAAAUUGGUUGGAUACUUAAACUUUGUUAGUUUUUGUGACUCAUUGCAGAUUAUUGAGUUAUGCCUAUACUUACAAAUUUUUCUAAUAGGGUUUUGCAUGGCUAACUUUUUACUUAUUUUAAUCUAUAGGAUUUUUAAGAAAAUUUAUCAUCCUACAGCUUAUUUUAUUUUGAGAAAAGUAGCUGAAUUUUUAUCUACUAUAUUUUAUAUCCCUUGCACUUUAACAUUAAGUUUACUAUUCAAAUAUUCAAUAUUAGACUAUCCUUUAAUUGAAGAGUUUUCUGGUAAGCACGAUGCAGUGAAAAUCAAUUUGGGACCUGCUGGAGCAUUUUUGAGUCUUAUUUUGAUGGGAUUUUUAUAUCUAAUGGCUUUAAUUUACACUUUAUUUUCAGCUGAUAUUAGACAUUUUUACGUAACCAAAAAUUUUGUUUCCAAGUCAAAUUCGACAGCAGAUUUGUAUCUUGUGUCGUUUAUCACAGCUGAAUGCUGACUUUUUGUUUUAUUUGGCUAUAAUUCUACUCUAUAUUAUCAAACAGCUCUAGCUUGCUUCUCGAUAGGUAUUUUUUUAUCAAUAUUUUAUUCCUUACCUUAUUAUAACCCUCUUGAAAAUGGCAUAAAAGCCUUUAACAUUUUAAGCCUUGCAAUUGCGUCAAUAAUUUUUUUAUUUGGAAGAAUGAUUGACAAUUCCUUAAUUAUUAUCCUACUCAAUAUAUUUUUGCAACCUUUAUUAUGCUACUUUACAAUUAGAGGAGCAAAAAUUAAUUUUUUUCAUCUAAAAUUAAAAGGAGGGAUUCCGAAAAAUCAAUAUGAUUUUGAAAGGAUUUCUAGACAUAUUUUAUGCCAACGAAAGCAAGAUAAUCCUUCGCAAGUUAUUGAUUAUUUUACAAAGUGUUCCAAAGAUAAGAAUUUUAAAAAAGAUAGAUUGUUUGUGGUAUGAGAGGUAAACUUUUGCCUUUAUAUAAUGGAAGAUGAAAGAUUAGCAAGAAUUAAAUUAAUACAGAUUUUAUCAGAAUUACCAAGUGCAGAAGGGAUGGUUCAGUCCUGAAGAGCUGUAAAGCAUGUUGAUGAAAUAAGCUCAGAUUUAUUUACUGAUGUAAUUUAUUUAUCUUAUUUAACCGAUUUAUAUAGAGUAAAACGGCAAGAUGAAGAAUUAUGCUAUUCUUUACUAGAUUUGUGAUCAGAGAUUUCGUCUAAAAGCCCAAGAUUUUUUAAGCUUCACCAUUUAGUGAUAAUGAUUUCUGACUAUAUUUCAGAUAUAAAGAAGGUUUAUGAUGUUUUAGUAACAAAGCACAAACAUGCUCAAAUAUUUGAUCAAUAUAUUUCAUUUCUCGAAAAUAUUCUGCUCAGGAUUAAUUAGUAUUAAUUUAUUAUUUAAAUAGCUAUUUUCCUGUAAAAUUAUAUAUAUUAAUUUUUAUAUGAUCGAAUAAUUCAAUUUAACUUUUAUAUUUUAGGCGACUCCGAUUAUGCUAAUAUUAUAAACUCUCGUAAGAUCGGCCUACAGAACGCUGCUAAUUCUAGGGGUGGAGAUGAAAACUUGUUAAAUCCCUAUAGUGACAAAAAUGGAAUUUUUUUAAUCUCAGUUAACCAAGAGUCGUUUGGAUUAAUAUCAUAUAUCAACGAAAAAGCUGCACAAAUUUUAAGGGUUUCAACAACUGAUGUUAUCGGCGCUCCAUUUUAUCAAUUUGUUCCUUAUCCUUAUUCAAUAGGCCAUGACUGGUUCCUCAAAGAAUAUUUUCAAAAUUGUUCGAGGCCUGAAAUAAUUAAGCGUAAUUGAAUGUUUUUACAAAAUCAGAUGGGAUACUUACUCCUCCCUCAGUGAGUGAACAAAAAAACUUGUUCGCUCACGGAGGGGGGUUAAUUUUUUUUUAAAAAAUUUAUAUAUAAAAAUUUUAUAGAAUUUUUUUUUUCAAAAUUUAAAAAAAUCCUAAUUUGAAAAAAUUGGAAAGCAAAUAUUAAUUUAAUCUGUAAAAAAUGUUUAAAAUGCAAUUUGUUUUAAAUUAAAUAGAUUUCAUUAUACUAAUUAUCACUUAUAUAUAAAAAUUUUCUAUUUAAAAAAAUUUUGUUCACUUGCGUAGUGUGGGUUUUUGGGCAAAAGAACAAGGAUUUUUCUAAUGGUUUUGUUCGUUCACGGAAGGGAGGAGUUAGUGGAAUGCAAAUUUAUUAUAAGAAUCACAGCAUUAAGUAAUUGCGCAUAUAUAUUAGUGUCAAUAAAAUCAAGAGACACAACUAGGCAAAUUGCAAUGCUAUCAAGUGAUGGAAUUAUUUAUAAUUACAGUGUAUUAUUUCCUCAUUAUAUAGGAGCAGGAAACCAAAAUAUCAGAUGAAUGCACCUAACUAGUUUUAUGCCGAGAAUGUAUAUAUCAGAAAUGCGAGUAUGUGAGCCAUAUAUUAUUAAUUUAGGAGGCCAAGAAUUAGCAUUUGCGCAUAGAACGAUUCAGUUGAGAACAGCAUUAAUCCAUGUAUUAGUUGUGAUAAAUGACGAUAAAGAAAUUCAGUUGUGAAAAGAAAGAAGAGAUACAGAUCAAAUUGAGUAUUUUGGAACAGGCGAUAUUACUGACGAAGAAAUUCGGAUUCAUGAGAGUAUGAAUUUUUCAAUAACUCCCCCUUGAUUUGUUAGCAAAAUUUUUAGCUUAUAAUUUAAUAUUUUUUAAAAUAAACUAACCCCUGCUAAUUAGCAGCAAAAAUUUUUGCUUGCCAUAUCAGGGAGGAGUAAGUAGAAUCAGCAAGCUUGGAAAAGUCAAAUUUCAAGAUCUUCAAGACCAAGAAAACCGGAUGGAAUCACCGAAUCACAGCGAAGCAGAUUCUGGUGCACAAUUUUUGGAUGACACUUUGAAUGCGAUGAGUGAUUUAGUAGAUGAAGGUAAGGCAGAAUCACUUUUUGAAAAGCAAGCCCAAAAUACUUCUUCAGGUAUAUUUUAAAUAGUUAUCAUCCAAAAAUUAGUUGAUGAUACCACAAAAUAUUUCAAAACAUUUGAAAUUAUUUUAUUUUUUUCUAUUAUAGCAACAAUUGGCAUGAGUAUAGGAGUAUUAAUAUACACAUAUAGAGACGUUCAACAUACAAGCGAAAUAACUAUUUUCACUCAUCUGGGCGAGCUAUGAUAUAGAUUCAGCCAUAUGGGCGAUACAACAAGAACACUAUGAUUUGAAACUAAUUAUGGAGUAUUAAAUGUUACUCGAGAGUUCUUAUCAUUCAACGAUACAAUAAAUACUCUGAUAUUCAUUAAAAACGAACUGCUAAAUGAUCUGUCUGAAUGAACUUAUUGUUCUGCAUCAAGCAUUGUGACUGAUUCUAAAAUAGGAAUUUGGAAUUUCGAUGGACCUCCUCACAUAGACAAUUAUAAUCUCUAUGAUACUGUCCAAUUAUUAAUUUCAGCUGUAAUAAUUAUUUAGGGACAAACUCUGAUGGCUAAAAUUGAAAGAAAAGUAUCAAUUAUUGAUGAGGCUCAGUUUAUUAUAAUUAAUUGUUUAGGAACAGCUUAUAAUGCUGUUACAAAUACGAUAAAAGAUUUAGGCAACUGCGAAGAAAGUAGAGUAAAAGAAAAUGGAACAAAAAUCACUCUACUUUUAUUUUUUGGGAUUUUAGCUGUGGGAUGCUUUCAUGCAAUUUUGAUCUAUUAUAUUUAUUUGAUAAACAGAAAAUAUAAUGCAUUUUGGAGUUUUGUACAGCAAAUAUCAUCAUUGUCAUAUAUAGAUUUACGAAUGGCAUGUGUAGACAGGCUCUCCAAUGUUCAUGGGAUUGAGUAUGAUCUUAUAGAGAAUUCUGUGCGCAUUCGAUCACAAAAAGAUAAGGCUGCAAAAAUUCAUACCAAAAUCUAUAUAAAAUUGAUCCUUCACUUAUCAAUUUUUUUUCUUAUUGUUUUGUUUUACUUUUUAUUCCAAAAAUUUUAUUUAUAUGAUAAGUGUGAAAAUCUAAUGAAAAAUCGCCCAUAUUUGAUCGAAAAUUUUUCUUACAGAAGAGCAACACUGUCAAUGCUCUCACUUUUUUCUAGAGAUACAAACACUCAAGAAUACAAAAAAUGAUUUCCUCUUUCCUAUGAUUUCACAAACUCGUGGAGCGAGUAUAAGCAAGCAUCUGAAAUUCUCAAAAAAAAAGGCUUAGAAGCAAGGAUUAGCAAAUUUAAAAUAUUAAUGUCUGAUAAACUCAAAAAAAGAGUUUUUGAAGGCAUAGACACUUAUAAUAUGAAAUUGCGUCUAGGAGAUUUAGCUGCAACAAAUUUAGUCUAUUUUGAUGCAGUUUAUAUAGCUGCUGCUGCUCAGCAAAUGAAUACAGUUAAUGAUAUCUGAAACUUUGUAGAUAGUAUUUAUCAGCUACAAGUUGAGAUGGGGAUUGAUUAUCAAAUGGCCAGCGAAGACUCCAAAGAUGCUAUUAAUUUGCAAUUGUCCUAUAUUGUAUAUACUACGAUUAUGUUUUCAAUUGUCCUAAUUUCGCUGUAUGUUUUUUAUUAUUUUCCUUUGCUGAGGCACGAAAAAAUUGUAUUAAAAAAGCUUCAAAUUAUGACGCAGAUAAUUCCAUGCACAAAUAAUCAUUUAAAAGAUCUUACCAUAUAA
Molecule: messenger RNA, 4814 nt
Organism: Blepharisma stoltei
Lineage: Eukaryota; Ciliophora; Heterotrichea; Heterotrichida; Blepharismidae
Source: the annotation of a GenBank genome assembly